UGGAAAAUAACUUUAGUAUAAUCACUGGAUACAUAUAACAAUUUAAUUAAUUUUUUUUCUUUUUACUUUUUUUUUCUUUCCACGAUGGCAGGUGAGGCCGUGCCUCCCCUGCCUCUAGUGACUGCACGCCACUGAUCCACACCCACACCUCCCGCCUCCUGAACAGUUUUUUCCCCACAGCCAUCAGACUCAUGAACAAUAACAAGAUCUGAUAGCUCAGUUACAGCUCAUUUUAUUCCUAUAGAGGCUUUGCAGUCACGUGGUUUUAUCACGUGACUUUGUGUUACGCCGCCAUCUUGCCGGUCAACCGGUCAGCUCGUUCCUACGUGUUCGUACAGAUUCAGUUUGAUUUCUGCGCUACAUUUUCACCGAUUUCAUCCGAAUUAUGGCUGAUUUGCUAUCCAAUGAAGUUGUGCAUUUGGAUGAAGAGUCCAAGAAACGUUACCGAGAGAAGUUGAACCUUGUUGGCACAACGGAUCCGUACCUUUUACCGAGAAGCAUGCUAAAAUCACCUGAGCAUUUUGCAACAGCCGACCUGCCUGAUCUCUCAUAUCCAGACAUUUAUAAUUACCUCGUCGAUUCACCAUCUCCGUACACUGGAAAGGACCUUAAGGCAUACAAGAGUCUGGAUGCCUACAAGUAUUUUACAGCAGGUUUUGUGCAUGAUGGGCUGAUAUGGCAGAUUCCAAACAAGAAUCGAUUUCUUCUCAUGACCAAGGUAAAACACUCUCAACGGAUGAAUGAUCCUCCCCUCAGACCUUGGGUAGCAAUAGCGAAAGAUGGUCAGAUCCUGUGCUGCCACUGUACCUGCAUGGCUGGAUUGGGUGAAACAUGUUCACAUUCAGCAGCAUCCCUGUUCGCCCUGGAGACAUUAAUACGUAUGAAGACAGCCACUCCAUGCACAUCACUACCUUGUCAGUGGCUGAAACCAUCAGCAUCGCACAUAGAAUAUGCUGAAGGAUGCAAUAUCGAUUUUGCCCGUCCAGCCCAGAAACGAAAGUCAGAAGUUUCAACUCCUGAGGAAAGUGCUGCGAGAAAACUGCUGAAUGUUCCUCCACCAACUGAAGAGCAGAAAGCUGCCUUUUACAAGGCUUUGUCUGAAUGCGGUGGAAGACUAGCAAUUUUGAGCAUUGUCCCUGACUAUGCUGACAACUUUGAGCCAAGGGCAGUGAAGCGAAAGCUUCCUGUACCUCUCUCACAGCUGUACGAUUCUGGCAAUAUGAAACUCAGCCUAGAUGAACUUGCACUGAAAUGCCGGUCAGAGCUGGAAAAGUUACAUUCCAUUACCAGAAAGCAGAUAUCUGCAGUUGAAGAAGAGUCCUGGGGCCAAGCAACAUCAACAACUUGGUUUCAACAAAGAGCUGGGCGAAUUACGGCCUCGAAUUUUAAGGCAACGACCAGGACCAAUGUCUCAAAGCCAUCCAAGUCAUUGAUCAAGAGAAUCUGCUAUCCUGAACUGUGUAGAUUUUCAACAGCCGCAACUAGAUGGGGUUGCGAUCACGAGUCGGACUUAAGGAAGCGGUACGGAAUGAUAAUGACCCAGCGGCACACUGGCCUAAACGUUGACGAAACCGGAUUCCACAUGUCUGCCGACCGUCCAUAUUUUGGCGCAUCACCGGAUGGGCUACUCUCGUGUGACUGCUGUGGCAAAGGGUGCCUCGAAAUUAAGUGUCCCUUCUGCAUCAAAGAUAAAGGAGUGGAAGAGGUUGCUGGUGAGUCCAAGGCGGUCUGUUUGGAGCAGAAAUCGAACGGCAAUUGCGUGCUACGUGGAGACCACCAGUAUUAUUACCAAGUACAAUCACAACUGUAUUGUACUGGCAGGAAGUACUGUGACUUUGUCGUAUGGAAGGAGAAUCUACUCUUUAUUCAGCGCAUCAUUCCUGAUGAUUCCUUCCUGGCAAACGAACUGGCCAAGAUGGACAAUUUCUAUCUCCGUUGUAUUAUGCCAGAGCUAUUAGCUAAAGUGUACACGGUAGAACAAUCUGUUGCUACCACUGCAUCCGCUUCGGAAGAGUUUGUUUGCUACUGCCGUAACCCUCCCACUGAGGAUAUGUUGGUUUGUAAAUCCAAGAACUGCAGCAUCAAAGCAUUCCACAUGAAAUGUCUUGGCAUAAAACGAGUCCCACAACGAUGGUUUUGCCCUAACUGUAAGAAGUUGGAAGUAAAACAGAAAAAGUUGUUUCUGUAAGAUUCUUUCCUGGUAUUUAUUACAGAAAAAAUAUGGAUGCAACAUCAUUACUCAAAUGGUACAAUUGGGUCGGAUAAAUUUGUAAGUGCGCAUGACACUUGUACAAUUUUAUCUAAUGUUGUGAAACCACUGUCAUCAGAUGACAAUAAAGAU
Entelurus aequoreus (snake pipefish) is the source of this 2341-nucleotide messenger RNA. RefSeq lists its product as uncharacterized. Gene Ontology annotation, molecular function: zinc ion binding. The record is from RefSeq and is a predicted model, not a curated record. Lineage: Eukaryota; Metazoa; Chordata; Actinopteri; Syngnathiformes; Syngnathidae. Bases 386 to 2188 code for a protein of 600 amino acids. The transcript has 4 exons.